AUGGCAGAAAAAGUAGCACAAAAAUUUGAUAGGUCAAAACCUCAUAUAAGUAUCGGUGGUAUUGGUCAUGUUGACCAUGGUAAAACCACUCUAAUUGCCGCAAUAACUAAAUAUUUAGCGGAAAAAGGGCAAGCUAAAUUUAAAGAUUAUGGGCAUGCUGAUUACAUUAAAAACAUGAUUACCGGUGCUGCUCAGAUGGAUGGAGCGAUUGUAGUAGUAGCUGCUAGCGAUAGUGUAAUGGAUCAAACCAAAGAACAUUUACUCUUAGCCAAGCAAGUAGGAAUAAAAUAUUUGGUAAUAUUUAUUAAUAAAGCAGAUGUAAGUGACACUGAAACCAUGGAUUUAACUGAAAUGGAUAUUCGUGAAAACUUAGCCAAGCACGGAUUUGACAAGGACAAUACUCCAGUAAUUAGAGGUUCAGCACUUUGUGCUUUGGAAGGAAAAAAGCCAGAAAUCGGAAGAGAAUCCCUUGCUAAAUUAUUAGAAGUGGUUGAUAAUUACAUUCCUACUCCACAGCGAAAUUUGGAUGCUCCCUUUAAAAUGUAUAUUGAAGAUGUAUUUACUAUUUCGGGACGAGGAACUGUAGUAACUGGAAAAGUAGAGCAAGGUAUCUUAAAAAAAGGUGAAGAAGUAGAAAUAUCUGGUCUAGGUAGUGCAGCUAUCAAGACUACUGUUACUGGUAUAGAGAUGUAUCAUAAAGAAUUAGACGAGGCUCGAGCAGGUGAUGAUGCAGGAAUUAAUUUGCGAGGAGUUAAAAGAGAAAAUGUAAAAAGAGGACAACUUCUUUCUAGACCAAGUAAGUCCGGAGAAAAUAAGCCUUGUAAUAAAUUCAUUGCUAAAGCUUAUAUAUUAAGCAAGGAGGAAAGAGGUCGACACACUAGUUUCCAAAGCGGUUAUUGCCCCCAAUUUUAUUUCGGUACAGCUGAUACAACUGGAAGAAUAACCUUAGUUAAAGAAAACGAAGAAAAUACUGAGGACAAAGAUAAAGUAGUAGAACCAGGAAGCACAGUUACAUUCAGGGUCGAACUAAUUAAGCCAGUAGUUAUUAAGGAAAAGCAAGAUUUCAUUAUUCGAGAAGGCGGGAAUACAGUAACAAUGGAAAAGAAGUUAAUUUCCCAAGCCAAAAAGAAUCUCCGUGAUUAUAAGAUAAUUGAAAGUUUUAUAGCGGGGAUAGUAUUGACUGGCAAUGAAAUAAAGUCACUUCGUAAUUAUCAGUCCUCUAUUAAUGAGGCUUAUGUUUUUCCGCAGCAACAAGAAUUGUAUAUUAUAAAUAUGCAUGUUGCGGCUUAUAAAUAUUCUCAUGCGGUUAAUUUAGCACAAAAUCACGACACUAGAAGACGAAGAAAAUUGUUACUUAAAAAAAAAGAAAUUAACAAAAUAAUCGGUCAAGCAAAAGCUAAAAGUUAUGUAAUUAUUCCGCUUAAACUUUUCUUUAAUGAUAGAGAAGCUAUCAAGAGAAAAAAAAUCGAACAACUCGAAAAAAGAUUACAAAUUUUCACCAGCGAAUUAGAGAAAAUUCGUAGUAAUCGGAUUUCUUUAGAAUUAAUUGGAGGAUUAAUGGUGGAAUAUCAAGGAGAAAAAAAAAUGAUAAAAUCAUUAGCUAGUUUGAGAGUUUCACCUAGUCAUGAGUUAAUUGUUCGUGCCUUUGAUUCAAAAUUAGUUCCAUUGAUCAGCAAAGUGAUCUUAAAUAAUCAAUUGGGGUAUAAGGUGGAGAGAAGCACUAAAGAAGAGAUUUAUUUUACUUUGUUACCAACGACUGCAGAAAUUCGCGAAGGACUUAUUAGAAAUGUAAAAAUGAUAACAGAAGAAGGAAAAAAGUCCUUUCGUCUUAUUCAUCAAGAUAUAAAAAAGUCCUUAAAAGAAGAUAAAGGUUUAUCGCAAGAUCAAAAACGCAGUUAUGAGAAGCAAAGCGAUAAAUUGAUUAAGGAUUAUCAAGAUAGACUUGUUUUAGCUGAAGAAAAAAAAAUUCGUGAAUUAAAUUCAUAA
Messenger RNA from Funneliformis geosporum, 1986 nucleotides. The record is from the annotation of a GenBank genome assembly. NCBI's taxonomy places the organism in Eukaryota, Fungi, Glomeromycota, Glomeromycetes, Glomerales, Glomeraceae.